ACAACAGCCUUUUACGGAGCCAAUCAAGAAAGUUUUCUUCAUUUUUCGUUUCUCCCCAUCCUAUUCUAGUAUUUCAUAGGACUCGACUUCUUUUCUUUCUUAAUACUGUACAAUAUCCAUAUCAUAUUACCUAUGAGCCAUCCUCGGAAUGCAAAGUUCAAAAUCCAUGGCUACUGAAGAUAACACUAGUCUUCGUGUUGCCUCAUUUUCUUGUUACCUUGACAGUACUGCUAAAGAAAACUUGGUGCAAAUCUCAGCUAAAGAUACUAAGAUGUUACCAUUUAGUACCCCUAGCCAAGAUAGCCUUGCAAGUCUCAGGGUGGACUCAUUUUCUUAUCUCAACGCCGCUGGAGAGAAUUUUGUUUUUAAGGUCCCAGGGCCAGUACAGGAUCCAGCUCCGGCUUUCAGUUUCCCUCAAGAGACACUAUGUCCAAUAAAUAUCGGAAGAACCAAGAGUAAAGACGGUGAAAUUGAUGUAUUUGGGGCUGACAAGUAUUUCAACGCGAAACUGGAUCGUAAGGUCAGAGAGGAGCCAACAGCAGGAUCGAGAAACCCAAGUGUUUGUUCUCAACAAAGCGGCACGAGCCAAAACGCAGUGCUGCAGAAUAGGCGCAGAAUUGAAUCUCAAACAAAGCAAAAAAAGCCAUUUGGGUGGAGAUUUUUUACUUAUCUUGUUUGCCAGGGACCUUGUUUCAAUAAGAAAUCUUUUCAUGUUAAUGAAAAUUUGGCGCCUGGAACAAUCUGUGAAUCAAAACCUACUCGAACUAGAUCAAAAAGGGUUGACCAUUUUGCAAUCCAGGUUCCCAAUUCCGAGGCAGAAAAUAUGAUAGUCGAGGAGGAAGAGUUGAAGGAACAAAAACCAGAUAAGCACCGGAGAUCACUUGAUGUGUUUGGCUCGUGCAGCUCGUCUAUAAAAGGAGACGUUGCAAGGAACCUGGAGAGGAAACUCUCCAUGUUAACUUGGGAUGCUAUCCCAAUAUCAGGCCAGAAUCUUACAAUUUGUACCCCUGGAAAUACUACAAUUUGUGAGGAUAUGGCUAGUGAUGCUAGUUCUGAUUUGUUCGAAAUUGAAAAUAUAUCAAGCACAGUUUAUUCGAAGUUAAAAGUUGAAUCUGAUCAAGAUCAUUUGUCGAGUGGUAUGAGUCUGUGUCCAACAAUGCAGUAUGCGCCAAGUGAGGCCAGUAUCGAGUGGAGUGUUGUCACAGCAAGUGCUGCAGAUUAUUCUUCAGUUAUCUCAGAUUAUGAUGAGAAAAAAGUUAGUCGUGCCACUUGAUUUGACUUGGCCUCACUCGACUGAUUAUGAAAUCUCCGUCCAAAAAGAAAAAGAAAAAGAACUUGAAUCUGUAUGCGCAGGUUUGAAACACUAUGGUGGCAAAAUAUUGAAAACGAUACAUCAGGAAAAUCAGAGGGCUAUAAUGAAAGAUAAUAAGCAAGAAAUUAUGCAUAUUGAUUUCCAUUCAUGAGAUUGAGGGGUUUGAUGAAUAAUGUUCAAGUCAGCAGAUUGUAUGAUUUCUUUCAUAAAUUUUUCUAUCCUCAUGGAGACUGUAUGAUAGCAAAUUGUUACAUGUUUUUUCUUAAUUAAUAAUGUUUUUGGU
This is a messenger RNA of Olea europaea var. sylvestris, 1595 nucleotides long. RefSeq names its product protein PHYTOCHROME KINASE SUBSTRATE 3-like. The transcript has a single exon. Bases 149 to 1273 code for a protein of 374 amino acids. The record is from RefSeq and is a predicted model, not a curated record. Gene Ontology annotation, biological process: phototropism. Lineage: Eukaryota; Viridiplantae; Streptophyta; Magnoliopsida; Lamiales; Oleaceae.